This is a messenger RNA of Austrofundulus limnaeus, 2146 nucleotides long. RefSeq names its product minichromosome maintenance complex binding protein (gene mcmbp). Bases 104 to 1990 code for a protein of 628 amino acids. The transcript is spliced from 16 exons. The record is from RefSeq and is a predicted model, not a curated record. Gene Ontology annotation, biological process: DNA-templated DNA replication. NCBI's taxonomy places the organism in Eukaryota, Metazoa, Chordata, Actinopteri, Cyprinodontiformes, Rivulidae. Gene Ontology annotation, molecular function: chromatin binding.
UUCUGCACUCCUCUCCACGGAGGAAACACGGAAAGUGGUGGAUUGUCACGGAUUUCACCGGCUCGAUCUGUUGUAAGAACCUGACCGCUGUGAUCCAGAGAGGAUGCCUUCCACGCAGGACUGGAUCAACGAUCCUCUGGGUGUGGUUGAGGGGAUGUUCGCUGCUGCUCAGAACAACCGGACCACAGGAUGGGAGGCGAAGGUAGUGGAGUUCUUCAAAGAGCAGCUAAAGGAGGACACUCAGACCACGGUCCCGUCCCUGAACGAUGUCCCCCUUCACUACCUGAAGCCCAACGGUCUGGUGAAGUUCCGCUGUUUGAUCCAGGACAUGUUCGAUCCUGAGUUCUACAUGGGGGUCUACGAGACCAUCGACCCGUCCACCAACGCCAAGACUCUGCGCUGUGGGCGUUACAGAGAUGUGACAGAAUGUGCCGUGGACUUUAACUCCAGAAACAUGGUGACGGCAGAGAGGCAGACCUUCUACUGUGUCCCAGUCCCUGGAGAGAACCCGUGGGUCAAAGAAAUGUACGCCGGCUCCAGCCAGGCUCGGGUCGUCCCGUCCACCUCCUACGUCCCCAGCAGACAGAAACGGAGCUACGAGGAGGAGGAGGAGGACGAGGACAUGGACGUCCAGCCGCAGAAGCAGAGAGAAGGACACGCCGGUUGUCAGAGUCCGMCUGAACAGCACGGUAACGGUGACUGUAAGCGUCAAGAGACAGAGGCUCCGUCCAGCCAGACGUCCUCGACCUCCCAUCUGGACCUCAACUUCCCGCUGCCUGGAGAGAAGGGCCCYUCCUGUCUGGUUAAGGUCUACGAGGACUGGGACAGCUUCAAGCUGAACGACACGUUGGAGGUCUACGGGAUCCUGUCKGUCAGUCCGGCUCUCAGCGGGCUGAGUGAUGAGAAAGACCCCCUCCUGGACCCGGCGGAGAGCAUGGAGACAGCGGAGGAGCAGAGGGUCCACAGCCCGCCGGCCUCCCUGGUCCCUCGCCUCCACAUGGUCUACGCCAGACCUCUGRCUCACAACAACCCGCUGCUGCCGUGCGCCAGCCUGCAGGACGACUUUCUGAGCUCGACGCUGAGUGAGAUGGCCUCCGUCAGGGAGGAGCUGCACGCCUACUUGACCCGAGUCCUCCUGGGUGACGCUGUGGCUGCAGAGUACCUCAUCCUGAACCUCAUCUCUAACGUUUACGCCCGACGGGACGUCCUCCCGCUCGGUAAGUUCACCGUCAACCUGAGCGGCUGUCCUGGCGUCGCCUCGUACACCGAGCGCCUCUACCAGAUCCUGCAGCAGCUGGUGUCUUCUUCUUACUACCUGGGCAUGAGCCUGCACAACAUGAACCAGAUGCGGCUGGUGCCCAAGAAGGACUACGUGGCGAACCGGCUGGUGAGCGGAGCUCUGCAGCUGGACAAGAACACCGCUCUGUUCCUGGACGAGACCCGGCUGGAGCAGGGACAGCUGGACUCCACGGGUGUGCGUAACGUCACGGCCCUGGGGAACCUGAUCUCGUGGCAGAAGGUUGAUUAUGACUUCAACUACCAUCAGAUGGAGUUCCCCUGCAACGUCAACGUCCUGGUGGUGUCGGAGGGACGCUCGCUGCUGCCGUCCGACUGUCGCGUCCACCUGCWGCCUCAGGUGGCUCCGUUCACCGUGGAGGAGUACGCCAGCAGCAUCCAGGUCCAGCCGCAGGCCUCGGCCCAGCUCAACAAGUUCCGGGUCUACCUGAGCGCGGCCCGCCUGCUGGACUACAGCAUCUCUGAUGAGGUGACGAAGGCCGUUGAAGAGGACUUUGUGGACAUGAGGAAGGACGACCCUCAGAGCAUCUCUGCCGAGGACCUCCACAGGAUGCUUGUCGUGUCCAGGUUGUUGUCUCUCAGUCUGGGACAGACGUCUCUGUCCAGAGACACCUGGCUUCGAGCCAAACACCUGGAGACGCUGCGGAGGAGUCGGCUGGAGCAGCACAGGAGCGUCAACGGCAACGAGCCGUGAGCCGAGACGGACGGACGAGUUUUCCUUUUGAUAAAACUCUUUGUAAUAAACGUUUUUCAUGUGUCCUUAUUUUCACCUUUUUGUAUAUUAUAUGUAACAUCUGAAUGAUUGUCCUUUUCUAUUAAACUUAAAAGUAUUUUUGCUGCAGAACAAACA